Messenger RNA from Sycon ciliatum, 3780 nucleotides. RefSeq names its product importin-13-like. NCBI's taxonomy places the organism in Eukaryota, Metazoa, Porifera, Calcarea, Leucosolenida, Sycettidae. The transcript is spliced from 30 exons. Gene Ontology annotation, biological process: protein import into nucleus. Gene Ontology annotation, cellular component: cytoplasm. Bases 253 to 3144 code for a protein of 963 amino acids. The record is from RefSeq and is a predicted model, not a curated record.
AAAUUAAUCAUGGUAAAUUGUAAUUGAAAAUGAAAUUCUAAACGUAGAGCAUACACUCACUGGCACUGUUAGUGCACGCUCAACUGGCGAUAGCAGUGAAAAGUAGAUCACUAGAGAAGAAUGAACAUUUUCACCACAAUCCCAUGCUCGCACUACUUUGUUUUGUGUCAUAGGACCGAAGUAGCAGAAGGUUCGAGUUUGAGAAACUGAAUUUACGCAUUCAGUGAAAUAUCAUUCAAAUUGCCAUUCUGAAUGGACCCAGAGAUUCUCCAGCUGGCCGACUCUGUGCAAAAGGCCCUGGAAAUAUUUUACUCAAGUGGUGAAGAUGGUGCUAAAGAUCAUGCUCACCGUGUUCUCAGGGAAAUUCGCAGCUCUAAUCGAGCAGAUCAGCUGGCUUGGUUAUUGUUGUCUGACUUGACCAAGCCAUCGGUUGUUCACUUUUUCGCAGCCACGGCCCUCCGUGAAUAUGUCGGCAGAGAAUGGCACCAGAUGGGCAAGGAAAGGCACCAGGGAUAUCUUACUGAGAUUUUCAAGGUCCUGGCCCUCUACUACCAAGCUGAUCGCUUUCUGCACAUCCAGCUUUGCGUUGUGGCUGCUAAUAUCCUGCUUCGUGUUGGUUCAAGUCAAGACGAUGAAGUGGUCGCUAUGUUUGAUGCCUUGAAAAUGCUUGAGGCCACCGGGUGGCCAAAUCCAGAAGCGUACAGGCAUGCUGUUCUGUCCUUACUGACAAUCAUUCCAGAAGAGUUUUCCAGCAUCGAUAUCUCAGGUACUCACCGCAACUCCUUGCGCUGCAGCCUUCAACAGGCAAUCCCUGCAGUCUUGGAACUUCUUGGAACUAGUCUCCAGGCGUCCUUUUCACAGCCUGCUUCACAGACCAUGCAAGUCCUGAGGUGCUUCAACAGUUGGGCGAAGUUUGGAAUACCGUUGAAUGACAUGGAGCCGUUGCUCCCCACCUUCUUCCAGCUGACUGAAAGGGUGGAGUUGUUUGAGGACUGUGUUGACCUGCUCUGUGAGACCAUUGUCAAUGGUGACAGCCAUCGGUUUCCCAACACUGUCCGCUGCUUCAUGUCCUUGACUGUUGGCAUCCAUGCACACUUUGAGUCUGCCGUUGCAGAAGGUCGAAUGGAUUUUUGCCAGGAGAUGUCGCGCAUCAUAGUUGCUGUUGGCGAGAACCACUCCAAACUGUUUAUUGAGUGGCGAAACCAAGAAGACAUGAAUGUUGCUCUGCAGUUUAUUAAAUUUGCACUGCAAUGUUCAACUCUUCCAGGACGCUACCCGUUUGAUGAACAGUGCACUGAUGGAAUGCUCUACUUCUGGUGCCGAUUCCAGGAAGACAUUGAAAGAAUAGACAAAUCUGAUCUCAAGGCGCUUCUCUGGACAUCAACGUUUAGUCCCCUAUUGCAAGCUCUCAUUUCGAAAGUGGAGAUUCCUUCUGGCCAAGCGCAAGAAGAAAUGUGUGGCAGUGAUGAGGAGAUGUUCUAUUCUUUCCGACAGGAAGCAGCUGACACUGCGUCAAUGAUAUCACGAGUAUACUUUGAUGAGUGCAUGACGCUCGUCCACGAUACACUAGCUCAGCAUCUAGCCACUGGAGCACAGUGUUCCUGGCAGGCAGUCGAGGCAAUUUUCUAUGUGCUGAGGACGUUCAACGACACAGCCGUCCACCUUGAGGAUGCCAUGUGCAGUGAGUCGCAACAGUCUUCGCCCGGCCUCCACCAGCUUUCCAACAUAUUCCGGCAAUCGCUGGGCCAACUGCCGACCGAGCCCAGGCUUCAACGCACACUGUAUCGUCUCUUCUGUUCAUAUUCAGAAUGGCUGCUACACCAUGAUGAACUGAUCGGACCAGUUUUGUCUCUGCUCGUGGCCGGCCUGCAAGAGGGCAAACUGGCUCGCACAACAUACACUGCGGUCGAUGCUAUCUUUGAGAUCUGCUCCGAGGGCCAGAGGGAGGUGGUGCCGUAUUUAGAUCAGCUGAUUGCAGUGUGUGAGGGUGCGACCCUUCGCAAGCUGCCAAAGUGCCGCGCACGGCUGUUUGAGGCGGUCUGCUCUGUGAUAUCGUCACUGCCAGCGCAGCAUUGCUUGCUGUACGCUCAACAGUUUAGUGCGCCACACCUGGCUCGACUAGAGCAGCUAGCCACUGCAGGGGUCUCUCGAGAAGUAGAGGAACAACUGACUUCUGAGCUUCAGCUGCUCAAAUCUAUAUUCCAGCGUAUUGAUCCUGAACACGAAGAUUUCGGUGAAAUGUCUGCCCAGGAAAAGGCUGCCGUUCUCGAAACUCAUCCGGUGCGUGUUGUGGUGGCAGGGGACAGCCUGUGGCAGUCAUUGAACUUGAUUUUCCAACAAUGGUCAUCGUCCAUCCCAGUUAUGCAGGCUGCCUGCACCAUGCUGCAACGUCUCGUGUUGAACAUUGGCGAGGGCAUCUUGUUUCGUUUGGACGCCUUGCAGCUACUAGUGGCACAAGUUAGAGACCUUCCUGUGAUCGGCUUUGCUCUGGAAUUGGUCACGCAUCUGCUGUGGAAUUUUUCGCCGUCAUGCGACGGUGCUUCAUCUGCGCUGGUGUACCAGCUAGUCGCACACUACUCCCCACUGCUGUCCUUACUGGCUGCUGAUCCCUCUGGCAACCCGGAUUUGACGCAGUCAUUCAUUCAGAUGUUAUGCCGAGUACUUCGCACUGUACCUGAUUGGGUUUUCUCAGACGGUGCUGCCCUGGAUGCAGCACUGUUGCUGACUUUCCUCCAAUCUGCUAUCGCUGUUGCUGAGGUGCCUGUUGUGGAGCAAGCCUGCACGGCCCUGGUGUUGUACAUUGAGGAGAUCUGCAAACGUCAACUGGCUGACCAUCUGUGGCAAUACAGCAGCGGUGAUCUUCUUGGCAACCUACUCUCGGCGCUUCUGAGGAGUGCUGCGGGUCGUCAGCGUAACUCCCUGUGCAACGUGCUGUUCUCCCUGUAUCGACAGUUUCCGUUGCAUCUAAAAGAUGCGCUGGAGGCUGUGUUCAGUAGUAUCCCGCCAUUCGUUCAAGUCCCUGCUGAAGAGAAGCAGAAGCUGUUCAAGAUCCUGCCCAGAGAAAGAAAUAACCGGCGCGUGGCACGCGAGGGAGUGUCGGCAUUCCUGCAGGCGGUGGCCAGUACGCAGGCUCCCGUCGCCUGAAAGCACACGGACCUGUGGUGCUAGUCUAGUGUCUCCUGGACUGAACUGCCAGCUACAUGAUGUACAAGUGUGUGCACACAUGUUGUGUGUAGAGUUUCUGUCAUCUAACCGUUACGUUUACAUUUCAAGAGUUUUUGUGUUUUGAAGUUUCUAUACCAGUUUGGUGGAUUGUGCAUUUGCUACAGAAGUGCACAUUCUUUUUUAUCUUUAAAAAAAAGUUUUUUAAGACAUAGCGUAGAAGAAAGUCAGCUUUUUGGCUCCCUGUUUUAUGUGCUUGUACAUACUGGAAUAUGCCUGCCUGCCUGUCUCUCUCGCUCUCUGUUGUACAGUUUGGGGUUUUCAUAAUUAUGAUAUGUACAGUUCUUUCCCUUCUUUCAUUCACAUAAUAUAUGCCAGUACGGCGUUAGAAUGUCCAACUUUCUACACCGGACAUCAUCAGCUUUUGUAAAUAUUGCCUGUACUGCCGCACAAAGUAGCUGUACAUUUGAACAAUGAACAUUCCAGUUCCACCGUAACCAAAAAGCCGCUCUCAUUUGAACAUAUCUGGCGUUUACUUCAAGUACGAGUAUAUUUAGCUCUCACCUUCGCGGGAGACUCUUUGAAUACUGUAAAAAAAUAAUAAUAUUGCCGAGCCAA